Messenger RNA from Neurospora tetraspora, 1758 nucleotides. Its product is annotated as P-loop containing nucleoside triphosphate hydrolase protein. The transcript has a single exon. The annotation marks the transcript as partial. NCBI's taxonomy places the organism in Eukaryota, Fungi, Ascomycota, Sordariomycetes, Sordariales, Sordariaceae. Gene Ontology annotation, molecular function: ADP binding; protein binding. The record is from RefSeq and is a predicted model, not a curated record.
GAGCGACUGGAAACGCCGCCGCCGCCGUCCGCGACCAUCCCCUUCUCCCGCGACCCCGACUUCGUCAACCGCGGAGACAUUCUCGACCAGAUCGACCAGCUAUGUUCGAAGCCGGCUGCUCGGGUUGCGCUCGUAGGCCUGGGCGGUGUCGGCAAGUCGCAGCUGGCCAUCGAGUUCGCCCACCGGAUCGCCGCGCGGCACCCAGACACGUGGGUGUUCUGGGUCCAUGCCGGCACGCAGGCGCGGGUCGAUGAGGGCUUCCGGGCGAUUGCCGACGCCGCCGAGCUGCCCGGUCGGAACGACCCCAAGGCCAACAUCACACAGCUUGUCUACGGCUGGCUGUGCAACGAACGGAACGGCAAGUGGGUUAUGGUCCUUGACAGUGCCGACGACCCCGACGUGUUCUUCGGCGCUGAACGACGUCCGCUAGCUGACUAUCUUCCGCAGAGCCCACACGGGUCUCUUCUCGUCACAACACGUGAUAAGUAUCUAGCUUCUAGGCUAGUAGGGGGGUACAAGAAUACAAUCGAGAUCGGGCCAAUGGCGCAGAGUGAUGCUCUGUUGCUCCUGGAGAAGAAGCUGGGAUCGCUCUCGGAUACUGAUAUGGCGGUGGAUCUCGUGCGGGCGCUCGACCUUGUGCCGCUUGCCAUCAGCCAGGCGGCGGCCUACAUUCAGAGAAUGUCGCCACGGAGCUCGGUCGAAAAGUAUUUGGCCGAGUUCCGCAAGGGCGAAAGCAAGAGAGCCUGGCUUCUAAGUCAUGACGAGGGCGAGUUUCGGCGAGAGGGAGGGGCUUCGAGUGCGAUCCUUGCGACCUGGCAGAUAUCCUUCGAACAUAUCCGCUCUAAGAGAGCUUCGGCGGCAGAUCUGCUCUCACUCAUGAGCUUCUUCGACCGACAAGGCAUUCCGGAGUCGUUGCUAAGGCCGCCUCACAUGGACGGGGCAAUACAGGAGAGGAGAUCCGACGUACAGCACGAUUUGGGAUCCAACAGUAGCGAUGACGAGAUAGACAACGACGAGACGGACAACGGAUUUGAAGACAAUGUAGCAAUGCUAACAAACUUUUGUCUCGUAACUGUAAGCGAGAGCGGAGACACGUUCGAGAUGCACGGCCUCGUACAGCUGUCGACAAGGAUGUGGCUGAAGGCCUGUGGGAGGGAGAAGGAAUUUAAGCAUCAGUUUGUGUCACGGAUAGCCGCGCUGUUCCCACCCGGAGACUACAGUAACUGGGCGACGUGUCAGCGUCUCUUUCCACACGUUGAAAGGGCCGUAGACUACCGACCAGUGGAGAGCAAAUUGGAGGAGGCAUGGGCAACGCUGUUAUACAAUGGGGGAUGGCAUGCAGAAUUGCAGGGUAGAUAUGAUGUGGCAGAGCAAAUGGCUCGUAAAUCGAGGAGAAGCCGCAAGGAAAUACUGGGAAGAGAAGACGAGCGAACGUUAGCUAGCACGUCGCUAUGUGCAGAAGUGCUUCGGGAUAAAGGACUAUGGGACGAGGCCGAGAAGCUGGAAGUACAAGUAAUGGAGACUCGCAAGACGAAGCUCGGGGCCGAUCAUCCCGACACGCUGACGAGCAUGGCCCUCCUCUUCCUCCCCUUCUCUCUCUUUUCAUCGCCGCCGAUAAACUUUCGCCCCGCGCCCUAUCUGUCUAGUUCCUAUCCCAGUUCCUAUCCCAAUAUGGCCCUCGCCCUCACUCCCGUCGAGCGCGUCACGCAUGCGCGCUGCCGCGCCGCGGGCAUUCCCUCCGACAGCCCGGAGUCGUAA